AUGUCGCGCGGCGGUGUCGAAGGAUCAUCCAUCGAUCCCAUGGAAGGCUCAGAGUCGAACAACAGCAUGUGUGAUCUUUUGAGGGAGGCGUUCUCGGCCACGGUCGCUCGCGACUAUGAGAAGGCAGUGUCGGUGGUUCGAUGUGCGGUGGCGACUGACUAUGCGUUCGGCGUUGAAGAUCUGGAACUCAUGGAUCACGUCUAUGCCUGCAUUCUCAACACAUCACAUUACGACGAAAGCGUGAUUGAGGUGUGCUGGGAAUGGAUUGACGCAUUGGAGCGUGCUCCUCGUUUGAAAGACCCUCGCGUCGUGUCCAGCUCUCAGCUGAGUAUCUACUAUGCUUACCACAUGAUUUCUCGAGUGCAGGAACGAAUGCCUCGUCGUGCAAACCAUACACAGGCGCGAGCGGACGCAUGGCGUCGAGUCAAACGUAGUUUUGACUAUCUGUGGUCAGCUGCUGUACAACUUUGGAAGCCUUUUGAAUUGGAUCGUCUCGACAUUCUGUGCAGCUGGUCCUAUUUAGCACUGCAGUUCUCCGACGCCGUCGACGAGGACACACUCGAACUUAUUGAGACAGCGAAAUGUCAAGCAGCGCAUGUCCUGGCCACUACAAUCGUUGUCGAGAACGCCCAUCAAGCAAAUCAACGAGUGGCAACGGUUGAGAGAAACCUCAAGGAGGCAAAAGCCUUGGCAGAGAAACUGGGAAAGAAGGUGAGACAUUAG
Haemonchus placei is the source of this 723-nucleotide messenger RNA. The record is from the annotation of a GenBank genome assembly. Lineage: Eukaryota; Metazoa; Nematoda; Chromadorea; Rhabditida; Trichostrongylidae.